Molecule: messenger RNA, 4356 nt
Organism: Parasteatoda tepidariorum (common house spider)
Lineage: Eukaryota; Metazoa; Arthropoda; Arachnida; Araneae; Theridiidae
Product: metastasis associated 1-like
Biological process (GO): negative regulation of transcription by RNA polymerase II
Cellular component (GO): nucleoplasm; NuRD complex
Molecular function (GO): sequence-specific DNA binding; histone deacetylase binding; transcription coactivator activity
Source: RefSeq, a predicted model, not a curated record
UGAAAUCAAUGGUUGCGUUACCUGAAAACAAAAAUCAAAAAUGGCUGACUGUCUGUGAAGUAAAAUGCAUCUAGCUAGUGUGUUGCGAUCAGCAAAAUUAAUGCACAACGGAAAUUUUUAUGCUGAUACGCCGUGAAUGGAUCUUUUACUAUAAAAUUGUUAAUAAUGACUGCAAAUAUGUAUAGAGUUGGUGAUUAUGUCUAUUUUGAAACUUCUUCUACUGCACCUUAUCAGAUUAGAAGGAUAGAAGAGCUUAUUAAGACACCAAAUGGUAACGUAGAAGCAAAAGUCAUGUGUUUUUUCAGGCGAAGAGAUAUAGCCACUUCAUUGGUUAUGAUGGCUGACAAACAACGUCAUGAAAAUAUGGAUGCUACUUUGAUAAGUGCCUUAGAGGAAGAACAAGAACGUGAGGCAGAGCAAUUAGCUGAAAAGGAACGUCAUCAACUGAAACACAGAGAACUUUUUCUGUCUCGACAAGUAGAAACACUGCCAGCCACACAUAUUCGAGGGAAAUGUUCUGUAACACUGUUAAAUGAAACUGAAUCACUUCUUUAUUAUCUGAAUAAAGAGGACUGCUUCUUUUACUCUUUGGUUUUUGAUCCACAACAAAAAACGCUAUUAGCAGACAAAGGAGAAAUUAGAGUUGGACCUAGAUACCAAGCUGAAAUUCCACCUAUGUUGCCAGAAGGCACUGAAGAUCCUCGAAAAUUAGAAGAUCUUGAAGAGCUUGUUUAUACACCACACCAUAAUUUGACAGAUAGACAAAUUGACCAGUUUUUAAUUAUCUGCCGGUCUGUAGGCACAUUUGCAAGAGCCCUGGAUUGCUCUAGUUCAGUUAAACAGCCAAGUCUUCACAUGAGUGCAGCUGCUGCUUCUAGGGACAUUACAUUAUUCCAUGCUAUGGAUAUUUUGCACAAGCAUAAUUACGACAUAACUACAGCACUAGCAUCUUUAGUGCCGAGUGGUGGACCAGUUUUAUGUAGAGAUGAAAUGGAAGAAUGGUCUGCUUCAGAGGCCAACCUUUUCGAGGAAGCAUUAGAAAAGUAUGGCAAAGAUUUCAUCGAUGUCAGACAAGAUUUCCUGCCUUGGAAAAGUUUAAAGAAUGUUAUAGAGUAUUAUUACAUGUGGAAAACUACAGACCGUUAUGUUCAGCAGAAAAGAGUUAAGGCGGUGGAAGCUGAGAGCAAACUAAAACAAGUGUACAUUCCUAACUAUAAUAAUAAACCUGGCGUAUUAAAUGGAGCCAAUCCUGGUGAAAGUCCUUCUGCUAGUGGGCGACCUUGUGAAAGCUGCUACACCCCCACAUCUAGUCAGUGGUAUGCAUUUGGACCUGCUCAUUUGCAAUGCAGAUUGUGCCAAUCUUGUUGGAAUUACUUUAAACGUUUUGGUGGAUUAAAGUAUCCUACUAGAUUAGAAUCUGUAGAUUUAAUCUCUGGAUCUGGUUCAGAUAAACUCCAAUCACACAUUGCUUCGCAUAGGCCUCAUAGGUGUACAAUAUCUGGAUGUGGAAAAGAAUUCAAGUUAAAAGCACACCUCGCAAGACAUUGUGCUACAGCUCAUGGACUUGUUAUAAGAGCUGGGAGCCCUAGGCCAAUUAUGAAAACAAGGGCAGCAUUCUAUCUUCAUACUACGCCAUUAACCAGAAAGGCUCGACGUUAUGCAAGCCACUUAGUAAAACCACGACAUGCUGCGAGAAAUCCUUUCCAGCCCAUCAAUAUUCUUGCAAUCAAACAAGAAUUUCACACUAGAAUGAUUGAAGGGCAACCUGAUUUGCCAAAACUUGGGCCACACGAAAGAGGUCGUGUUGUUGAUGUUUCUCAUAGACUUGGGACACCCAAUUUACCCCCUCCUGAGUGGUUGCUACCUACCCCCUUGGAUAAAAUUCCAAAACUAGAACGUGAAGCUUUUCCUCCGCCACCUCGAAAUGAAGAUGGCUCUCUUUCAAUACCUAAACAUCCAAUGGACAUGGAGGAAAAUAAUGUGCGUCUAACACCCAGCAUUGCUAGUGCAUCACCAACCAUUCUUCGAAAAAGAGGAUACGAACAACAGAAUGGGGUUGAGCCUGUUGGGAUUCCACCAAAACGAAGAGCUCUCUCUGGUGGAGGAGUAAUCAAGCCAACGCCUGAUAUUUUCAACGUGAGUUCUCUUGCUCGGAGUUCUGUAGUGAACAACCCUUUGAAUGGGAGGGCUAAGAUGGCCACUAUCACUCGAGUGGGUGGACGCAAACAAAUGAUCAGUUGGGUGGAUGCCCCCGAUGACGUUUACUUUGUAGCCACUGAUUCAACUAAGAAGCUAAGAAAGCAGAUAACCAUCCCUGAACUGAGAAGAUCGGCUCGUAAACCCUGUAGAAAACUGAAUGUAAAAAUUCCAUUCUACUACGAUAACCCACCUCCCGUUGUCCCUCCUCCUGCUCCUAGCACUGCUGCAGCUGCUCCUCCUGAAACUCUUGCUGUCAUUGACUGAGGAUUUAAACAUAGGAUUUUCAACUAAACAAACAAACUGGCUCUCAACAAACACAGAAGCUGUGUCUGCAUUGGUUUUUUGUUGUCAGAACAAUUACCCUAUUUGAACUCAGGUGUAUUGGUGAUGAUUCAAAAAGUUCUAGUUUUUGGUGCAAAGUGCUUUUAUAAACUACUCUUUGCCUUUGGAAGAUAGUCUGUGUUGUGCUUCCUAUAUUCAAAUCUCAGGUGUUUUAUGGAGGAUUCUGUUGCAGCUUCAUUGGCUGAAAAUGAUCAUAAUAUCAUUUAUAUAUCUAUUUCUGUGUGUAUUGUGUAUAAACAAAUCCAGAAGCAUUUUACAAUUGUUGAAUCAUAUUAAUAUCCUUCAAUGGUAGUCACUAUUUCAAUAUUUUGCAAUGGUGGAUCUGUAUGAAUGGUUUAGCAUUUGUUGAGGCCUUUUUUUUUUAAAAAAAAAAGGUCGUUUGUUUUAUUUUACUUAACUAUUCUUAUGUGCAUUAUAUUUUGUUUUUAUCAUUGUAAACUUUUUUUUCUAAGUGCUUUAUGUAAUGUGUGACCAAAAAUGAAUGAAAGCUAUUAUUCUGUUAAUCAUCUCUUGUAUAAAGUUUGACUUCUCGUGUCAAUAUUGAAUUCUGCAUUUUUUUAAUUACCUUUUUUAUUACAUAAUUGUUUACUAUUCUAGUUUUGUCCAGCCCUUUUUUUCCUUUUUCAGUAGGUUAAUAAUGUUAUUUCUUGUGCACGAACAUUUAAGAACCAAGUCGGAUAAUCUCAGUAAAAAAUGAAUUUUUUUCAAAAACUUAUAUCUCGUUUUAUAUUUAAAAAAGUUUGUUUUUUAAAUAGUCACUAAAUUCUUUAACUCUUAAUUGAAUUAAUAAUUUGCAUAUUUAAAAAAUGAACUUAAUUUUUGACUUAAAAAAGAAAAUACUGAAACAGGAUCUGUGCUUGCAUAACUUUAAAAUAUUUCAGGGAAUGGAUCAAAAUUAUUUAAGAAACAGCUAUUUUUUAAUUUCUCUUUAUUUUUAUCCUAAAAAAAUUAUAAAUAUAGAAUUAAUUUAAACUUUUAUAGAUUGCCUUACCAUUAUUUCGUUACACUGUUAAUUAGAUCAAAUUAUUUCUGUUAGAGAGCUGGUAGCCAAGAUUAGUGCUGAAAGAUAUCAGAAUUUUAACAGUGCAAUAGAUUUUCAGUAAAAAUCAAUAUGUCACGAUAUUUUUCAUUUUAACUAAUUUACAUGAUUGUUAGAUUGGUUAAUUUUAUUUCAUCCUAAUAAUGUUCAUCAAUGACCACAAUAAUGUAUUACUUAUUAAUGAUAAUGCUGAUGGCACAAUCUUUAUCUUAAAUCUUUUUAUUAUCCUGAGAAUUAUUUUUAAAACAUCAUUAUCAGGAUGUUUAAAAGGUAACAAUAUUUCAUAAUAUAUUGCCCAGCUGUAGUUAAAACCGCAUGUCUCAUAAUGAGUUGUUUAAAAUAUUUUAUGCUAUAUUUUCUUUGUAAAUGAAACGAAAAGAAUAUCAUUGAAACUUUUUUCACUUAUAAAUCUUUAUUUAAUCAAAAAGUAAUGUUAUAUUAUCCUGUGGUGAUGAAAUAUUUUCUUUUAUUGAACUAAAAAUACUAUUUGUUAAAUUACAUAACUCAUAAUGUCAAAUAGCAUGGACAUGUUCAAGUUUUUGUUGGUAAACUUGUCCCUCACUUCUUUAAACAACUCAAAUUCAAAUCUUAAUUUAUUACCAUUGAAUUAUUAUUUUUUAUUAUUAUUUGUCUCAAGCAUCAAAAAUAUCUCAUGUCAUUCAUUAUUCAUAUUAACUUCAUACACUUAUUCAUAUUGUUUAAACUUAAAAAUCAUUUUCUCUUCAUCUUGUUGAACCAUUAGUGCAUAAUUUUACCAAUAAAGCCAUUUCUUUCAA